Molecule: messenger RNA, 1356 nt
Organism: Aspergillus bombycis
Lineage: Eukaryota; Fungi; Ascomycota; Eurotiomycetes; Eurotiales; Aspergillaceae
Product: SNG1 family protein
Exons: 3
Coding region: 1-1356 (451 amino acids)
Cellular component (GO): membrane
Source: RefSeq, a predicted model, not a curated record
AUGAGCGAAAAGACAGAGAUUGGCGAAGGCAGCGAUAAGGCUGAAGUGCCACCGACUGCUGUCUCCUUUUUUGACCCCGCGCUGAAGUCGGUUCGACGUCAAAUCUUUAUCCAAUGGGGGCGUACAGUUCUUACGCUUUGCGUCUUCAUCCUGUGUAUCCUUUCUCUAUACUGGGCCGUUCAGUUUCGCGUCGAACAGAAUCUCCAUUCGCUAACGAUCUGGGUUGUCGACUUUGACGGCAUGGUCGAUCCAUAUCGCGGUACGAAACCAGUCGUCGGGCCUGCGGUGACGGAUGUGGCAGAGAAGAUAACCCAAACCCCGGAAACCGGCCGAUUGGGAUAUAUGAUAAAAUCUCCGGAUGAGUUUAACUAUGACCCUUGGGCCGUGCGUCAGGGGGUGUACGAUGAGCAUGCAUAUGCCGCCAUCAUCGUCAAUACGAAUGCAACUACCCUUCUCCACGAUGCUGUCAAGAACGGAAAUUCCUCGUAUGAUCCCACCGGAGCCGUGCAAUUCGUUGUUAUCACUGCUCGUGACGAAUCGACAUAUUCCAGUUAUAUCACACCGGGGUUGACGGCUUUUGCGAACACCGUUUUGGCAGAAUUCGGACCACGUUGGGUACAGACUGUUGUACAAGAAUCACUGAACAUUUCGCAUGUCCCCCAAGCGAUAAACCCAGCGAUUGGAUUCAACACUGUGGAUCUUAGGCCAUUCGGCCCAGCCGCUGCAACACCCUCUGUGACGAUCGGUUUGAUUUACCUGAUUAUCAUCGCCUUCUUUAAUUCCCCCUUCCUGAUGCCGAUCCAUGCACAAUUUCUCAAAGGCAACCAUCCUCCGCUCAAGAUUCCCCAGUGGCUGGUUUGGCGUGUGUGUUCCAACAUCACAGCGUACUUCUUCCUGUCCCUUUUCUACUCGUUCGUGUCGUUGGCUUUCCAGAUCCCGUUCACCAACUCUCCGGCACCGGACACAGUUUCCGCUAGCAAUCCAAAUGCCUAUGGACAUGGAUCCUUUGUGGUGUUCUGGAUGUUGAACUGGGUAGGCAUGGCUGCUCUCGGAUUUCCGCUUGAGAAUAUGGCUAUGGUCUUGGGAUUCCCCUGGAGCUCGCUAUUCCUUAUCUUCUGGGUCAUCAGUAACGUUGCUACCGGCUUCUAUGCGUUGGACUUAGCCCCAGGGUUCUUCCGAUGGGGUUACGCAUGGCCAUUACAUCGCAUUGUCGAGGCGUUGCGUACCAUCCUCUUCGGGACUCAUUCUCGCAUCGGCCUGGAUUUCGGCGUCCUUUUCGCAUGGAUCGGCAUAUCUAUUGCGUUCUUCCCGUUUGCGUCCUUCAUCAUGCGCUGGAAGAUGAAGCGGGGACUGUAA